UAAACUGUGACAGUCCUGCGCUCUAUCGUGAAAAUGGCGCUGCGAAUUCUGCACCGUUUUAGUAUAAGUAACCACUAUAACUGGGAAUGACAAUUUUAGAAAUAGAUAAAUAAAUAAUUCUAUAAUGUUUGUGAGAGUUCCUCCGUAAUUAACCACUAUGAUCGUUAAAUAUGGUGUAUAUGUGUGUAUAUUAAUUAUGAGCGCUUUCGAGAUGCUUUACGCAUACGCAGGGGAGUUAACAGAUAGUGAGCACCGUACUAAGGCCGCAACCGAAAAGUUGCCCACACUUGUUUGCUACAGAUGCAAUACUAUGACUGAUAACGAGAAAUGCCUAGAUCUCCAUAACAAUUCAACUUCUUUUCAUGCCAAUUGUAGCGAUGACAGCAGGAUAUGUCAGGUCAAGAGGAUAUCAAUGACAACAAUUACAAAAACUGGAGAGGUCACGGGAACUCCAAAAUUGUGGAUGUUGCAAAGGAACUGUACCGGUACUUGUGAUCCAGGCUGUAUCAUCAUUGGAGAGAGAACAAAACUUUACUCGUGUACCACGUGUUGCGAAGAAUCAUACUGCAAUCACGGCAACAGUGCGAGUAGUUUUUACAUCGAACAUUUUCAAGUACUAUUAUACCAUCUCUAUACUGUCCUUCUAAUGCUAAUUGUCAAAUCAUGAUCAUUAUAUUAAUCAGCUGUGAAGAAUCUGAUUAGGCAAUCCUGCCCAUAUUGUUACCUAUAUCACAUUUUGGCAAUUAAUUGUAUUUUCUAAUCUUUAAAUUUGCAAUGCAAUGUAUUGGCGAUAAACGUUGCAUUACCUACCUACUUCAUUUUGAGAUAUUGACACGAUAGAGGUCUUUUGUACCUAAAUGGUUUUUACAUUUGAUUUCAUGUUAUGUCUUCCUAUUUGAACCUGUCAAUGCAGCUAUGUGUUUUUGUAAUAAAUAUGUACA
Molecule: messenger RNA, 941 nt
Organism: Photinus pyralis (common eastern firefly)
Lineage: Eukaryota; Metazoa; Arthropoda; Insecta; Coleoptera; Lampyridae
Exons: 3
Coding region: 158-667 (169 amino acids)
Source: RefSeq, a predicted model, not a curated record